This is a messenger RNA of Linum tenue, 603 nucleotides long. Lineage: Eukaryota; Viridiplantae; Streptophyta; Magnoliopsida; Malpighiales; Linaceae. The record is from the annotation of a GenBank genome assembly.
AUGAUCUUCCCGGGUCGGUUCCCACCGGGCACCCGGUUCGACCCGACCGAAACCCAGCUAAUCACCGACUACCUGUGGCCGAAAGCGUGCGAUCCACGUGGAUUCAAACCGGGCGCGGUCCUCGAGUGCGACCUCUACGACGACGAGGAGAAGUGGAAGCACUGGUUCGACCUGACCGGCGAGUCGCGGCUCUACUUCUUCACCCGGCUCAAGAAGAAGAAGAAGGAGGAGAAGGGGCAGCGCGUGGAGCGGAGUUUCGGGCAGAGCGUGUGGAAGUCGCAGAGGGACUACGAGAUACGCAUCGAUCCCGAGGACAAGGAGAGCCUCGUCAUCGGGAAGAAGCGGACAUUCUCGUACAAAGUGAAGACGGCGGCGGAGGACGGCGGUGGUGGGAGUAGUAGGGAGAGUGAGAAUAACGGGUGGGUGAUGCACGAGUUCACGUUAGAUGGGGAUUUGGCUAAGAAGUUUGGUGGCGGUGGUUGUGAUUGUUAUGUUAUUUGUUGUGUAAGGAAGAAAGAAGAGAGGUCAGGCAGUAGUGGUGAUGAGCGGCGGGAGAUUGAACUGAUUGACCCUUCUAUGAUUCAGAUGAAUUUCGGUCAAUGA